UUCCCUCCCAUCUGUAUCUUAAAAGUUGCUGUCCCUUUAACCACUGGUUGUAAAGAGAAACAAAAACUCUCCUCCCAGGUGAUUAUGAUCCUCCCAGCUGUACAGCUGAGCCUCGGGGCUACAGUGGCAUAGGUGCCACCAAAAGAAAAGAAGAAAGGAGCCAAUUUCCUGGCCGGGGCAGAGCUGAGUCUUUGUGAAGGAGCUGGAGGCCUUUCUGGACAAAUAAUAACAUUUUCUGCUUGGUGCAUCCCCCUCCAUAUCCGUAAUCGAAGCUCUUUGGAGUCAUGAAGAUUUUAUUCCGCUACCAGACUUACAGGUUCAUCUGGCUCACCAAGCCUUCUGGCCGGCACUUUCACAAAGAUCACCAGCUCUGGGCACCUCUGACUCUUAAUGACUUUGAAGCUAUAAAUCGCUGUGAGAGGACAUUGCCUAAGAACUUUAACUUUGCUGGGGAUGUGCUGGACCAGUGGUCCCAAAAGGAGAAGACAGGAGAGAGACCUGCCAACCCAGCCCUGUGGUGGGUGAAUGGCAAAGGCGAAGAGGUGAAAUGGAGUUUUGGAGAACUGGGCUCCCUGUCCCGAAAGGCUGCCAAUGUGCUUACCAAGCCCUGUGGCCUGCAGAGAGGAGACCGAGUGGCCGUGAUACUGCCCCGAAUCCCGGAGUGGUGGCUCGUAAACGUGGCUUGUAUGCGAACAGGGCUUGUCUUCAUGCCGGGAACAACUCAACUGACAGCAAAAGACAUUCUUUACCGACUCCAGGCAUCCAAGGCCAAGUGCAUUGUGGCCAGCGAGGAGGUGGCCUCAACGGUGGAGUCUAUCGCGUCAGCAUGUCCCAACUUGAAGACGAAACUCCUCGUGUCUCCGCAGAGCCGAAAUGGGUGGCUCGGCUUCCAGGAGUUAUUUCAAUCUGCCUCUGAAGAGCACCGCUGUGUGGAGACAGGAAGUCAAGAACCAAUGGCCAUUUAUUUCACCAGUGGGACCACAGGGUUUCCCAAGAUGGCCCAGCACUCUCAGAGCAGCCUUGGCAUUGGGUACACCCUCUGUGGGAGGUAUUGGCUGGACUUGACGUCCUCAGAUAUAAUAUGGAACAUGUCUGACACUGGCUGGAUCAAGGCUGCCAUUGGCAGUGUGUUUUCUUCCUGGCUUCAUGGAGCCUGUGUUUUUGCGCAUCGGAUGGCGCAGUUUGACACAGACACCUUCCUAGAUACUCUUACUACUUAUCCUAUCACGACCCUAUGCAGUGCUCCCACCGUGUACCGGAUGCUUGUGCAGAAAGACCUCAAGAGAUACAAAUUCAAGAAGCUGCGGCACUGCUUGGCAGGAGGGGAGCCACUCAACCCGGAAGUGCUGGAGCAGUGGAAGAUGCAAACUGGGCUGGAGCUGUACGAGGGCUAUGGACAGACAGAAGUGGGAAUAAUUUGUGCCAAUCAAAAAGGACACGAAAUUAAACCGGGCUCAAUGGGGAAAAGAGUUCUACCUUACGAUGUCCAGAUUAUAGAUGAAAAUGGCAAUAUCCUACCACCUGGCAAAGAAGGGGAAAUUGCCCUCAGACUAACAUCAACACGGCCCUUUUCCUUCUUCUCUGAAUAUGUGGAUAAUCCAGAGAAAACAGCUGCCACAAUAAGAGGAAAUUUUUAUAUCACUGGUGACAGAGGAGUGAUGGACAACAAUGGAUAUUUUUGGUUUGUCGGCAGAGCUGAUGAUGUCAUCAUAUCCUCUGGGUUUCGUAUUGGGCCAUUUGAAGUGGAGAGUGCAUUAAUUGAGCACCCAGCAGUUGUUGAAUCAGCUGUUGUCAGUAGUCCAGAUCCAGUCAGAGGAGAGGUAGUGAAAGCUUUUGUUGUCUUGUCUGCACCCUUUAAAUCAUCUAACCAAGAGAAAUUAACUCUUGAACUUCAAGAUCAUGUGAAAAAAUUAACUGCACCUUACAAAUACCCAAGAAAGGUGGAAUUUGUUCAAGAUCUUCCGAAGACAAUCACUGGGAAAAUCAAACGAAAUGUUUUAAGAGACCAAGAAUGGGGAAGAGCGUAGCUUGAUAAGAAAAUUGAGGCAUUAAGUAUUUAUAUAACUGCUUUCUUUUAGUUCUUGUUUCCGAUAAUUCAAUAACUACUGUCUUAAAAUGUUCAAGUUUUUCCGGGUCGAAAAUUUGAACUGAGUUUUUGGUUUUUUUUUUACACCACACCCCCCCCCCCCCCGCCAAGAAAUCUAAAAAUAUUUAGGAAGAAAAUUGUUAUUACUGAACUGACAAAGACAAGGAUUCUGAUUUGUAGUGUUUAAAAUAGCAAGAGUCAAAUGAUUGCUUAGAAAAGAAUAGAGGGCAAUGAAUCUCACAUCUUGUGCCUGAUUAAUUCAAAGUAAAGGUAAGAAUUAUUCUAAGAAAGAUGGUACAAAACAGAAUUCCUUCUGCUUAACAUCUUUAUGUAUUACCAAUACUUUAAAAUGGAUUAAAAGAUGUUAAAAUGAGGAAUAUAACUAAUCGAAAAGCCAAUAAAUGAAUUUAAUGAAAUCUCCAGAAGUAUAUUACUGUAACUCAUUUUAAAGCAAAUCCACUGUAAAAUAUCCGAAAUUUGAUUUAUUUAGGAGUAUUAGUUAUUUGAAUAAUUAACAAAUUAUAUUUUAACUUUUUCAGGGCCAUGUACAUGACUUUUUAGUUACUUUGAUACAUAAUUUGCUAUAUAAAUGUCUUUUAUGAAUAUACUCUAAAGCAAGAGAUUUACCAAGAUGCAGAAAGAAUGAAAAAGUACAAAACACCAAUCUUUAGGGAACAAAUUUAUUUCAAUUUUUCUGAAAAUAUCAGGAACUUUGAAAAAAACACUGAACAUUUGGCCAUACCAAAAGUAAAAUACAAGUUAACAUUUGAAAAUCAUGAUUAACCUUUGCGAAACAUGUUUUAAAAUAUACUAAGUUUAACACUCUUUCCUCUCUAAAGCAAAACAAGUUAACUAAAUCACAAAACUGGAGUUUUUUCUUAACUAAAUUGGUUUUUUAGUUUAAAAAAUUAUAAGGAAAAUAAAAAGCACUCAAUUACCACCCUGAAAUCUUAUUUAUAAAAUAACAUGCUCAAAUGUCAGUGAAAAUAAACAGUUUAUAAACCUAAAAACAAAUCUUUCAAUGAAUGAAUUCAGAUUCCAACAGAACAUGGUACUGUAUAGCUGGGGGAGAAUAGCUUGUGUCACAUCCAGGUUUUACCAAAUACCAAUAAAUACAAAAGGAAUUGAAAACAACCUAUAAUAUUAGACUAUUUCUAUAGAGAGCAGCUUUCAAACAGUAAAAGGACCCAGUUCCAUUGUUAAAUAUUCUGUAGGCAUAUGGCCAAUUUUAUUCCAAGUCUCUGUCUUGCACAAUCAAAAUAAAUACCAGAAUCCCUUUGUCUUGCACUAUCAAAAUAAAAGUAUCUUUGUUGUAGAGUAAGUCUGCUGAAAAAGGCACCAAAAUCUUACCCUUCCUGUUUCUCCAAAUGAUACUAGUAGUGCUCUUGUAAUUCUUUCAGAAUGACUUCAACACCAUUAAGAAUUAGCAUUCUAAAUAUUAAAAGAUGUAUUAAGGAGGUUCUAGCCUGAGGAGCCCUCAUCUGCAUUAGCAAGGUCCUAUUUUCUUUGCUCCCACCCCCACCCCAAAUCCUUCUAGUCUGGCUUUCAAAGCAGGGCCACUAAGAGGAUAAAAAUAUAUUCUCAUGUCACUGGCAAUUUAACAGCCAUUUAACAUAGCCAUUUGUGCAGGAAGGCUUCACAUUUACAGUACUUGCUAGCACUUUAAAAUUUAAUAAAUCCAUCUCCAAAAGCUAAUUUCAUAGCCUCUAAAUAUUCCCUAUCUGGACAGUUAUUCUGCAGCCCUCUUUGGUAUCUGUUUCUUACAGCCUUUAUCUUUUUACUCUGAAGGAACCCUUAAAAUAACUUUCAAAUUUAGGGGACCCACAUGGUACAUUAGUGUGAGCACCAAGUUGUAGAUAUAAGAAUACUCGUUUCACAGAAAUUCAGAAAUUAUCAGACUAAAGCUCACCGAGUUAUUCCUUUUCUCUCGAAGACAAAUUCUCAGGCUGAGUAAAAGAUUUAGAAAAAGAGCUCCUCACCCAGUCAUACACUAGUGUUGCCAAAAAGAAAGGGAAGUACUGUUUAAUUUGGUUUUGUCAUUUUUUUCAGGUGGUUUUUAGUUAAGCCUUGAGAAUUGUUGGUAUCCUUCUUCAUUCUCACGUCAGGUUGGCCAUGCAAACAUUUCAAGAGCUCCCUUAACAAUGUGGUUUUUCAAAAGUCCUUUCAAAUCUAAGAAUCCUGUCACUUUAAAACUGGCCUACUAUUUUAAGUACUCUGGUAAUUAACCUUUUAGCUCAAUCACCCUGUUCAAAACUCUUCUUCUCAUCAGCCAUUAGAUGUAUGAUGUGGUAUGUAGUGGAAGAUUUAUGUGCUCUGUCCAGGUUUUAGUUGUUUUUGUUGUUUUAAUAUUCUUGCAUGAACAGGUCUUAAACAAAGGUAACUAUUUUUGUAGCACUGUUUGGAACUUCAUCUCUGUUAUGAAUAGCAGCAGCUCUCUGUGAAGAAAGCAGUAUGCUAUAACAUCAACAUUAGGAUUUUCUUUUUUCAUGAGGCAAUACUUGUCAUGGAGCCAACCACUGCACCAACAGUAAACAUGACAGACCUUUGGUUUCCAGAUAAGAAGACACUACAUUAAAUAUAUAUUGUCAUUUGUUUCUGGCAGCUCUGUGCAGCAGAAAAAGUUUCCCUGAAUGUCACCAUCAUUUACAAAUCUUACAAAUGCUAUAGCAGGAUAAAUAUUCGUGAAAUCUGUUGACUCAUCAACCCAGAUAGUGAAGCUGUUCCUUUUUAAUUACACCAAACCUCUUGUGACUUAUCAUCAAUAAGUCAAUUUAUUGAAUUGAGAAUAAAGUCUUUUCACUUUCUUAUACAGCAUCUUGCCCUGGCAUUUUAAUGUUGACAUUAGUAGAUUCUCACCAACUAUGUAUGUAAAUUUUUCUUUUCCAGGGUAAGUUCUGCAACUAAGUAACCUGCUUCCUAAACCUUUUCAA
Messenger RNA from Choloepus didactylus (southern two-toed sloth), 5016 nucleotides. RefSeq names its product acyl-coenzyme A synthetase ACSM4, mitochondrial. The transcript is spliced from 14 exons. Gene Ontology annotation, cellular component: mitochondrial matrix. Gene Ontology annotation, molecular function: fatty-acyl-CoA synthase activity; fatty acid ligase activity. The coding region runs from base 285 to 2027 and encodes 580 amino acids. The record is from RefSeq and is a predicted model, not a curated record. Gene Ontology annotation, biological process: fatty acid biosynthetic process; acyl-CoA metabolic process. Lineage: Eukaryota; Metazoa; Chordata; Mammalia; Pilosa; Megalonychidae.